Molecule: messenger RNA, 2407 nt
Organism: Cephus cinctus (wheat stem sawfly)
Lineage: Eukaryota; Metazoa; Arthropoda; Insecta; Hymenoptera; Cephidae
Product: G2/mitotic-specific cyclin-B
Exons: 5
Coding region: 149-1369 (406 amino acids)
Biological process (GO): regulation of cyclin-dependent protein serine/threonine kinase activity; mitotic cell cycle phase transition
Cellular component (GO): cyclin-dependent protein kinase holoenzyme complex; nucleus; cytoplasm
Molecular function (GO): cyclin-dependent protein serine/threonine kinase regulator activity
Source: RefSeq, a predicted model, not a curated record
AAACAAUUUCAAACCGUCAAGAGUCGUUACAGCGAAGUGUGUGCUGUGUUUGGCAAUCCGCAAAAAAAGCUAAGACUCUUGGCUGGAGGAAAAGUAAUUUUUAAUUUGGAUUAUUGUAAUCUUCAGUGACACAAGAAUUAAAUCGACAAUGGCGUUAAGAAAUCGGAUUGCCGUUACGAAUGCAAUUAAUCAAGAAAAUGUAAGAAAUGUAAAAUCAACAACUGCUACUUCAAUACAGACUAAAAGAGCUGCUUUGGGAGAAAUUGGCAAUAAAGUGAAUACUUUAAAAGGAGUCGAAGCAAAAGGUCAAUCGCUAUUAUUGUCAAAGGUGCAAAAGAAACCUAUUGUUAAUCAACAUCAGAAACUUGCUGACAAAGUAACAGAAAAGCCACGAGUGCAAAUUGUUAAACCAGUAUUGAAGAAUUUAACUUCUACAACAAACAAUGUCAUCUCGAAUCCUCCACAAAUCAAAAAGGAAGUGGAAUCAUUCUCGUCAGACUUGCUGGCUGUGGAGGACAUUGACGAGGAGGAUAAGGAAAAUCCCAUGUUGGUGUCUAUUUAUAGCAAUAACAUAUAUGCUUAUUUAAGAACGUUAGAGAAACAGUUUCCCGUGGAAAAGGAUUUCCUUGCGGGACAAGAAGUUUCUCCAAAAAUGAGAGGUGUACUUAUUGACUGGCUUGUUGAUGUACAUCAGCAAUUUCACCUUAUGCAAGAAACGCUUUAUUUGACUGUCGCAAUAAUUGAUCGGUUUCUGCAGUCGUACAGGUCGAUAGACCGGAAAAGACUUCAACUGGUAGGUGUUGCAGCAAUGUUUAUAGCGAGUAAAUACGAAGAAAUGUAUUCGCCUGAUAUAAGCGAUUUUGUAUAUAUAACGGACAAUGCUUACACGAAAGCUGAGAUACUGCAGAUGGAAAUCUUAAUUAUACGGACACUCGAUUACUCUUUAGGACGACCAUUGCCACUUCAUUUCCUCAGAAGAUACAGCAAAGCUGGAAAAGCCCUUCCUCUUCAUCACACGAUGGCAAAGUACUUUUUGGAGCAGUGUCUGGUCACAUACGAAAUGUGUCAUUAUCCACCGAGUCUUAUCGCAGCUGCAGCAAUGUAUCUUGCAUUUUUUGUCAUUGGUACUAACGAUGCGGAUGAAAAUAAAUCCAUCUGGACAAACACUUUAGUGCAUUAUAGCACCUACAACAAAGAAGACCUGAUACCUGUAGUACGAGCUAUAGCUGGGAUCAUUGUAAACGCUGAUAAAAGUAAAUAUCAAGCAGUUAGGAAGAAGUACACUUUGCUAAAACACAUGAGGAUUAGUCUGCGCUCGGAGCUCAAGUCGCCAACAAUAGCUGCACUGGGAUCUGUCAAGUUAGAAUAAAUAAUAUAAUUGACCUAAGAUUUGUAAGUAGAAAAAAAGGAAGGUGUGCAGUAAUUGUCGUUGAAACACUUUGUUCGUACAAUAUCAAAUAGGAACAGUAUCUUUGUCCACGAUACUCACAAGCGCCGUUUCAUUCAUGAGUGGCAUAUAGUGUAUCAACAUUAUACAAAACUAAUAUUCUGAAUAACGGAAGAUUAAUCUAUCAACUGAUAUUGAUCGUACAAAUUGAUUUUCGAGAUAAAUUUUUUUUUUUUCAAUUAAUCUGCGCAUAAACCGUAGAUAGCAAGAGAAAUUGGUAUGUUUAGGUUAUUUGUAUUCAAACAACUCGAUAUUUUGGCAAUGAAAGAAAAAGUAAAGCAACAAGUCGAAAUAUCAUCUCAGGUGAUACUGAUGACGUAAUAUUUUGUAUUAGAUUAUUAUAAGGAUUUCCUAUUGGCACACACGGAAGCCAUAGCGCACUAGAUUUUUAUAUUAGGUAUUUAAAAUAGUAAUAUAGCUUUUAUUCGUAGAUAAUUAUACAAAUAGUUUUUGUUUUUAUAUAAGCUCACUACAAAUAUUUUAACUUUGGUAAGCAUAACGCAUGGCACUUCCGAAAAAAAAAAAAAACUAUAUUGUAUGAAUUACAUUAUUUGAUACCUCUAUUUCCGUUAACCAUAUUGAUGGUGUAUUUUAAAUGGCGUCUACAUAUUUGAACAUAUAUAUAUAUAUAUCCAUCGCAAGAUAUAAAUUCCAUGGUUAAUUGUAAUUCAACGUCUAUAAAAAUAAAAUAGAGUCUCUGGACUUGCAUUAAGUUCGCAUAACAUCCAAGACUUUCUGACAAUUUAAAUUUGUCUAAAUUUAUGGAAAUAAUAAUGCUAGCCUGCUGUAUGUCUACUAGAAUCAUUAAAACGGACGUUGUGCUUUCAAAUAGUGGAAGUCACGUCACGAUGUGUAAACUGAUUCUAAAAUCUGACUUAUUUUCAUCCACUUGAAUAGUAUUCAAAUUUGUUAAUGUAUGAACGAUCUUAGCACAUAAGGUUUGGCUUAGAAUUAUAAUAU